AUGGUCCGAUAUAUCUGUAGGGUGUCUCACAACCUGAAUAAUGUGGCCAAUCGCCAUGGUGUGCCGGUGGCAUUUUCUGCCCCACGCAAGUUGGCUUCGCUAAGCCCCUGCAUCGCCUCAGCAAACCUGUGCAUUGCUUGUGACACUGCACUGCGCUUCGAUGAUAAACUCACUCAGCACCCCCUUGUGGAAGGAGCCAUUUGCGAAGACUGUCGGGGAGAGCUUCUUGAGAGUUUGUUUGCUAUUGCUCCAGACGGUACAAGCGCAUAUUGCCUCAUCUGUGCAAAUGGUGACGAGCUCUUCAUUUGCGACAAUGUGGAUUGCGGCAGGGUGUCUGGAUGCUCUCCUUGGCAUUGCAACAUCUGUGAAGGGCGAACCGCUGGCCGCCUUCGGCCGCGGCCUGACUGGGAGGCCCGUGUGAUUGAUUUCUUCCGGAACCCACAGAUUACGAUGUCUCCUGUUCCGGAACAGCUCCCUCGAAGGAGCUUGCGCGUGCUGUCCCUAUUCGAUGGAAUCGCCACUGGCAAGUACGUGCUGGACCAACUCGGCCUCUCAGUGGAGGCGUACUAUGCCAGUGAAGUAGACAAGGACGCCAUCCAUGUUGGACUCACUCGUCAUGGUUCUUCUAUUACUUACCUGGGGCCAGUGGAGCACCUGGACGACCAAAAACUUCAGGAACUGUGUCCCAUCGACCUGCUUAUUGGAGGCUCCCCUUGCAGCGAUCUCGCCCUGGUCAACCCAAAUAGGAAGGGCCUGUAUGAUCCUACAGGUACAGGAAUUCUCUUUUUCGAGUUUUACCGAGUCUUCCGCACUGUGCAACAAUCAAACGGUGGGACGCACCUUUUUUGGAUGUUUGAGAACGUUGUUGCCAUGCCACGGGAGUAUCGGCGCAUCAUUUCGCGUUUUCUACAGUGUGAGCCGGCACUCUUGGAUGCCUGCAGUUUCUCGCCGCAAGCAAGGGCUCGACUAUUCUGGGGAAAUAUCCCUGCAAUGCAUGUAUCCCUAAAUCCUGAACUCGUGCAGAGUACCAGCCUGCAGAGCAUCCUUCAUCCAAUGCUGAGUAGGAAGGCUGUGGUCACUAAAGUGCGGACAGUGACAACCAAUCCAAACUCUUUGCGGCAAACCAAGCAUGGAGUCCUGCCUAUCACCAUGAAUGGAGAAGAAGACGUGCUGUGGGCCACAGAGCUAGAAGAGCUGUUCGGAUUCCCGAGGCACUACACUGACGUGGGCAACAUUUCGCUGGGCAAACGACGCCAGCUGCUGGGAAAGGCCUGGAGUGUGCCAGUCGUGUGCCAUAUUUUGCGGCCACUGCGAUCAUUCUUCCGCCACGCACAAGCGACAGCCUGAUCCUGGAAAAA
Rhipicephalus sanguineus (brown dog tick) is the source of this 1358-nucleotide messenger RNA. RefSeq names its product DNA (cytosine-5)-methyltransferase 3C. Lineage: Eukaryota; Metazoa; Arthropoda; Arachnida; Ixodida; Ixodidae. The record is from RefSeq and is a predicted model, not a curated record. Gene Ontology annotation, cellular component: nucleus. Bases 1 to 1347 code for a protein of 448 amino acids. Gene Ontology annotation, biological process: regulation of gene expression. The transcript is spliced from 11 exons. Gene Ontology annotation, molecular function: methyltransferase activity.